AUGAAAAUGCUUGACACACCGCAUCUCACAACUUAUUUCGGCAACUGCCACUGCGGCCUCGUCAAGUUCACAGCCGCGCUGCCUGAUCUCCGCAGCGGCAAGAUCAAUUCUUGCAAUUGCUCCAUCUGCACCAAGAAUGGCGAUCUUCUAGCAUACCCCAAGGUGGCAGACUUGAAAUUCCUUUGCGGAGAAGCUGAUUUGACAAUGUACCGUUUUGGGAAUGCCAAAAAACCACACAAGUUUUGCCCCAAGUGCGGCACAAGUAUUAUGAUCGACUUCAGCGAGGCUGAGCACGAGGUUGAGCGCACUGUCAAUGCAGUCAAUAUACGGACCUUUGUAGGCAUUGAAGAUAUUCUAGACGAAAUUGAUCUUCGCCGUGUCAAUGGCAAAGAAAAGCUAUAUCCUCCUUAUCAAGUCCCUACAUUUUAG
Cordyceps militaris CM01 is the source of this 429-nucleotide messenger RNA. Its product is annotated as Glutathione-dependent formaldehyde-activating, GFA. The coding region runs from base 1 to 429 and encodes 142 amino acids. Lineage: Eukaryota; Fungi; Ascomycota; Sordariomycetes; Hypocreales; Cordycipitaceae. The record is from RefSeq and is a predicted model, not a curated record. The transcript is spliced from 2 exons. Gene Ontology annotation, molecular function: carbon-sulfur lyase activity.